AUGCCAGAUCCGCCGCGGGAAGGGCUCUCUGCUGGGGGCAUGUGGGCGCCCCCCCGGAUCUGCGCUCCGUGUGAUGUGAUGAGCCACAGCUGGCGCUGGCCAGCAGCUCCUGCCCCUGCAGUGCUGCUGCUGCUGCCCUGGCCCCCGGCGCUUCUCAGCAUGAAAGUCUUCCGCAGGAAGGCGCUGGUGCUGUGCCUGGGCUACGUGCUGCUCCUGCUGCUCACCAUGCUCAACCUGCUGGACUACAAGUGGCACAAGGAGCCCCAGCAAUGCAACGAGCCCCCCCCGGCCCGGCGCGCCCCUUCCUCCCCGCAGCAGCCCCACUUCCAGCCCCGCUCGGACAUCCGCUCCCUCUACCGGGCUCCCGCGCCGCCGCCCCGCCAGCGCCAGCUGGUCUAUGUCUUCACCACCUGGCGCUCGGGCUCGUCCUUCUUCGGGGAGCUCUUCAACCAGAACCCCGAGGUCUUCUUCCUCUACGAGCCGGUGUGGCACGUGUGGCAGAAGCUGUACCCGGGGGACGCCGUCUCCCUGCAGGGGGCGGCCCGGGACAUGCUCAGCUCCCUCUACCGCUGCGACCUGGCCGUCUUCCAGCUCUACAACACCGCCGGGGCCGGCAAGAACCUCACCACGUUGGGCAUCUUCGGGGCGGCCACCAACAAGGUGAUCUGCUCAUUUCCCCUCUGCCCGGCCUACCGCAAGGAGGUGGUGGGCAUGGUGGACGACAAGGUCUGCAAGAAGUGCCCCCCGCAGCGGCUCAGCCUCUUGCAGGACGAGUGCCACAAGUACCACACCCUGGUCAUUAAGGGCGUGCGCGUCUUCGACCUGGCCGUGCUGGCCCCCCUCAUGCAGGACCCUACCCUGCAGCUCAAAGUUAUCCACCUGGUCCGGGACCCCCGGGCCGUGGCCAGCUCCAGGAUCAAAUCCCGGCACGGACUGAUCCGGGAGAGCCUGCAGGUGGUGAGGAGCCGGGAUCCCCGCAUCCACCGCAUGCCUCUCCUAGAUGCCAGCCACAAGCUGAACAGCAAGAAGGAGGGGGGAGGUGGCUCCGAUUACCACGCGCUGGGGGCCAUGGAGGUGAUCUGCAGCAGCAUGGCCAAGACCCUGCAGACUGCCCUGCGUCCACCGGACUGGCUCAAGAACAACUAUCUGGUUGUCCGCUACGAGGACCUGGUGGUGGAUCCCAUCAAGACUGUGCGGCAGGUGUAUGGCUUUGUCAAUCUGGUGGUGAGCCCGGAGAUGGAGAAGUUCGCCCUCAAUAUGACCAGCGGGCCUGGCUACUCCUCCAAGCCCUUUGUGGUGUCUGCCAGGAAUGCCACCCAGGCAGUGAGUGCCUGGAGGACAGCAUUGAGUUUCCAGCAGAUUAAGCAGAUUGAGGAGUAUUGCCACCAGCCCAUGGCUGUCCUGGGCUACGAGAGAGUCAACAACCCCGAAGAGGUGAAGGACCUAAGCAAAACAUUGCUCAGGAAGCCAAGGCUGUGAAUGGGGCACAGAGGAUGCCAACAAUUAUCCUUUCCAAAGGGACAGCUAGCCACUGAGCAGCUUUGAAAACAGUCUUGUUUGCUUGAGAGAGAGGGAGUGAGGAAAAAAACAUCUGGUAUUCCUUACAAAUGCAUUCAUCAGGAAUCCAGGCAUUGCUCCAAAAGACCAUUUGUGGGUAAUAUACAUUGACAUUUUUGCAUUGCUGGGUUAUAUGCAAUUAAAAAAAAAAAAAGUAGGAUUGAUGGUAUUUGUAAAGCCCUUUCCUCUCUUAUACCCAAGGUGAGAUUCAGUACCAAAAUCUUGUUUACGGACUUCUUGUUGUGACUGUGAUAAUGAAAGACUUGUGCAAUUUCUGAGACGUCUGUCUCGGUUGGGAUGGAUUGCAGUGGAAACAUUAAUAUUGCAAAUUGGGUUUUUUCUAUU
This is a messenger RNA of Emys orbicularis (European pond turtle), 1902 nucleotides long. It is a transcript of the gene CHST2, whose product is annotated as carbohydrate sulfotransferase 2. Gene Ontology annotation, cellular component: trans-Golgi network; Golgi membrane. The record is from RefSeq and is a predicted model, not a curated record. Gene Ontology annotation, biological process: N-acetylglucosamine metabolic process; carbohydrate metabolic process; sulfur compound metabolic process. Gene Ontology annotation, molecular function: N-acetylglucosamine 6-O-sulfotransferase activity. NCBI's taxonomy places the organism in Eukaryota, Metazoa, Chordata, Testudines, Emydidae.